Paraglomus occultum is the source of this 1242-nucleotide messenger RNA. Lineage: Eukaryota; Fungi; Glomeromycota; Glomeromycetes; Paraglomerales; Paraglomeraceae. The record is from the annotation of a GenBank genome assembly.
AUGGCUACAAGCGACGUUCGAGACAUACUCCAGAUCAGCAGGCCUGCCCCGGGUGCAGAGGGUACACCGAAGAAAUCAACAAAGCCCGAAAAAGAAAAGAAACCUGAGGGUAUAAGCCGGGAAUUAUUCCAACUUAUUGGUGGAGCGCCACCUGUUGCAUUCACCAAACCAACAUACAAGCAGAAGCCUAACCUAAGACAAAAGGCAGCACAUUGGGAGCUGCGCGAAUUCGUUCAUCCUGGACGAACUGAUCAAUUGGCUUUACUUCGAUGGACGAAGGAUAUAAAUAAUAACAUCACUGAAGAUGAUUUGCAGGAAUUUCAGAAUCUUGAGGUUAUACACUAUACGGACGAAGAAUAUCACAAAUAUCUCCUAGAUCGUGAUUGGACAAAGGAAGAGACCGAUUAUUUAUUUGAUUUAUAUAAGCGAUAUGAUGGAAGAUUCAUGAUAAUAUAUGACAGAUACGACUUUCCCGGAAAGAGAAGAACAAUGGAGGAUCUAAAGGAUCGGUUUUAUUUCGUACAGCGUAAAAUAAUACAACAACGGCCUGGACAGGAUAAAGCCGAAAUCGCAAAGUACAAUUACGAUAAAAAUAGAGAAGUAGACAGGAAGAGAAAUCUAUGCAUGUUAUUCACUCGGACGUCCGAACAAAUAAAAGAAGAGGAAGCUUUGUUAGAAGAGUACGAACGCAUAGAACAAAAUGAGAAGAAAUUCGCCAAAGAACGCGAGGUUCUAAUAAAAUCACUUGCAUUCCAGGACAUAUCAACAACAGUGAAACGAAAACGAUCAAUGACGAACGGUUCAUCCACACCCGCAACUGAAAUAGUUACGCCAGUGCUUUCAGUGUCAGCUUCGGAAUCAUUACCCAAGAAGAGUAGAAGAGCAUCUGCAUCAUCGGUUGGGUCGAGUGCUGUUGUUGAGGCUCAUCCACCCGUUGAACAUGUGCGACGAGAAAAAUUGCCCCCUGGUGUAAUUGUUCGUAGUCAAAAGAUUCCUCAAGUCAAACAAGGGGCUAUUACGAAAGUUACCAAGUAUUUACAGGAAGCUGGACUUGGUAUUCGGCCGUCAAUGCCUACAGAAAAUGUGUGCGCCAAAUGGAUAGAGUUACAAAAGGCAAUUGUCAGUCUUCACGAUCUAAAACGACACGUUGAAAAACAAGAACAUGAACUGAAGACUAAGAAGCAAGUACUCGAAAAAACCAAGGCAGCUGCGGGGGGAAGCAGUAGUAGUCAAAAUUGGUAG